AGUGACGCUAGCUUCACGGUGUUUGUUGACAGACGGAAAAAAAUCGAAAGAGGUUAUGUUUAGCAUAAAAUUGAAUUUCAAGUGAUCUAUUGUUCAGUUUCUAUUUUCAUGUUCAUUGAUGCAAUAAAUUUGAUAAUUACACUACGACGUCUGAUACUCUUUAGUACUGUGUACUAUUAAAAAUAGUUGAAUAUAUAAGUAUACUUUUUUUUUUAAAUAAUGUCAGUAAUAACCUGUAUUGCACCUGUAAACAUAGCUAUAAUAAAAUAUUGGGGAAAGCGGGAUGAAGAUUUGAUCCUACCAUUGAAUGAUUCUAUUAGCACCACACUUUCCAUGGAACAGAUGAGAGCAACAACAACCAUAAUGCAGAGUCCAGAUUUUGACAAGGAUAGAAUAUGGCUCAAUGGGAAGGAGGAGUCUUUUGACAAUCCCAGACUUAUCAGAUGCCUAACAGAAAUGAGAAGACUUGCUGGUGACUCACCACAGAAAGACUGGAAAAUCCACAUAUGUUCGGAAAAUAACUUCCCUACCGCAGCCGGAUUAGCCUCUUCUGCUGCAGGUUACGCAUGCCUAGUGUACACACUGUCCAAGGUGCUGAGAGUGGAAGGGGAUGUGACAGCUGUGGCACGGCAAGGCUCAGGCUCGGCUUGUCGUAGCCUUGCAGGAGGUUUUGUGCACUGGGCUCGUGGUGACAGAGCUGAUGGCACGGAUUCUAUAGCAAAAGAGAUCUUCCCUCUCGUGCACUGGCCUUCACUCAGGGUCCUCAUAUUGGUGGUAACAGAUAAAAAGAAGAAAGUGAGUAGCACGAGUGGUAUGCAGCGUUGUGUGGAGACCAGUGAACUACUACAGUACCGAGUUAGCCACAGCGUGCCUAGGAGGGUGCAGGAUAUCACAAAGGCAAUAGCUUCAAAGGAUUUUAGAACGUUUGCAGAGGUGAUGAUGAAGGACAGUAACCAGUUCCACGCUACAGCACUGGACUCCUUCCCACCAGCUGUUUACAUGAAUGAUGUAUCUCAUAGCAUUGCAGAAAUGGUGCAUACAUAUAACAAUAUAUGUGGCUCUACAAAGUUGGCAUACACAUUUGAUGCAGGCCCUAAUGCCUGUCUCUACCUAGAAGCAGCAGACGUCCCUGAAGUGGUCGCUCUGGUGACUAGAGUGUUUCCACCUAGUCCUGAUAUUGUUGGGGAGUACGUCACUGGACUGCCUGUUUCACAGGCUCAAUUACCUCAGAAUCUCAGAGCAAAUUUUGAACCAAGCGAGGCAGGACUGCUGCAGUACUGUAUCCUCACAGAGCUAGGUUCAGGACCUAAAGAGUUAACCGACCCCCGAUGUCAUCUGUUAGCAGAGGAUGGGACUCCCAAACAUCUGACCUCCUAGUUAUCUGCCUUAGUGUAUUCAAUCAAUAUUAUGUGUCAAUCAAUAAUUUUAUAUAACUUUGCAUUUAACUGAUGAUUGACAAAGGAAAGAAGUUAAAUAUUAUCAAGUUUGAAUAGCUUAAUACUUUGGCACAAUUAUAAUGUAAAUACUAUAAUAUUUAUUACCAAUUAAUAUAUGAAAGUAUAUAUAAAAAUAUCAUUUUAGCAUGAUUAUGCAUACAAACUUAAAACCUUCUGCUUCAAUGACAAACUCGAUUCAAUGAAGUGGAAAGAUGUAUGUUGGCAUACAAGCAUACCUGUUGAUACUGCUCUACUACUAUCCAACCCCCUAUUAACCCUUCCUUCAAGUACUUGUGUUUCCCUUCUACUGGAAUGAAUUUCUAUGCAAAAAUCACUUCUUUAGGAAUCUUUGUUUAAAAUUGUUUCAAAGACAAUAAAUUACAGGCUUAAUCUAGGUUACUGUUUUCGUUAAAGAAAAAUAAUAAUUAUUCCAAACAUCAUAACCUGUUACCAACUAUUUGUAACUUGAGAGCUCAAAUAAUCUGUAAACAGUAAAUGGUCUUUUAAGUAAAAUCUGUAUACAAAUGUUGUAGGGUAGAUUUUUAUCCAAACAAACUCAAAACAAUCCUUCUUGAGAACUACUAUUUUACAACAGAAAUAAUUUUACAAAAUCAUUAUUUUCAACAUAUUGCAAAAUAAUCUGAACUACAGUAUUUGAGUUAAUCGAAGGUUUAUACAGAAAUUGGGUUUUUAUAUCUAAUCCAUAUCUAUUUUUGGUGUCUUCAAACCAACAAGAGUAUACUUUACACUAUAAUUUUAUAUGCUAACAUUUAUGUAAAAAAAUUGUAUAAUUAUUUUGAAUGAAAAUUAUUUAUUUAAAACAUUUAUAUUUAUUGUUAAGGAUUACGAUUUUAACUCUUAUCAAAUUAAUAUAGAAAUUUAUUAGCAACUGAACACAGUUGCAGGUAAUUGUACUUUUCUUUUAGUUCUGUAGAUCUCUGAAGAGUAUCUGUAUUGUUGAAAGAUUCAUGGCCCACAAGUUCUAUCAACAUCUUUGUAGGGAGGGGGGAUUACUCCAGCAAAACAUAUGUAAAGGAGACCUUGUGGCAAUCUGAUGUGGCUACUAGCUGCAGCAUCCAUUUGUAAAAUGUUUUAUUCCUCUCUAAAAUGUUGUAUUAUGAAGGCAACAUUCUUGGUGACUACAGGUGCUCACAGACUGUACACUCUCGGUUGUUUAUAAGGGUUGUAGUGAUAGGACUGGCGAGUCGGCACAUACAAACUUGGACAACGCCAGCCUAGUCACUUGCACCACAAUGGAGGUGCUCAUGGUCUUGUGAAUCACAGACACCAGCUCCAGAAUAGUGUGUAUCUGUGACAGCCAAGUGUCCACUGUCGCUUGCCACUCACUGUGAUUCAUUUCACUGAACUCGGCAGUUUGAGAUUCCUUAUGUUCGCAAUCUGAGAUGCCAGAAACGGGUACAUAUUUUUUCUAGAUACAUCCCCACACCGUUUUUAUUUGUCAUAACGGGUUUUUAUAAAUUUGACUGACAAAGAAACUGACAUAUUUAUAUUAUGAUACUGUCCAUAAUAUGAAUAUAUUUAUAGUAUUAUGUAGUUAAUUUUGAACAAAAUAACACAAAUAUAGGAAGACUUAUGAAAAAAGAUCUGCAUAUUGCUCAAAACACCCUGCCAGUUAGAGAAAAAAAAUAUAAACAGUGGUUAAUAAUUUUUAAAAAUCAAUAGUCAUUGCAUUAAAUUAUGUAUAUUAAGUUUUAAACAUUUUGUAUAACAAUCAUAAAAUUUAUUAAGAAUUGUUCAUAACUGAAAAAUAUUUAAAACCCUGUCAGUUCCAAGGUUAAAAGAAUAAAACAAACUCUACAUGAGCUGCGUGCAGCAUCCUGUCAUAGAAUAAAUUGUCACAUCUUGCCUACAGUGGCCUUAUCUAUGUUAAUAAAAUAUGAUUGCAAUGGAUUUGGAUAAAAAGUUGUGAAGCAUACAUAACAUAGAAUUAAGAAUGUAUAAAGAUGAAAAGACUGGAGAAGUUCACAUGUUUUACUAAAGUGAAACCUUUAAACCAGGAUGUGUUCAACAAACUUUAGAUGAAAAUAAUCAGUAUGACGCCAUGCAAAGUGAUACAAAUUUAAAAUUGAGAUUUCUGGUAUUGUAGAAAUCUUUAUUAAUUCAUAAGAAAUAUAAGAUAAAUACAGAGCAGCAUAGUGUUUUCUAAAGUGAUAAAAUAUUCUUUGCAUUAAAGCAAAAAUUUAAAAGCAACUUAUUUAAAAGCAAAAAUUGUUUGUAUGUUUGUUCAACCCUUAAGCAAAAGAUCUGUUGCAGCUCCCACAAAAUUUAGUCACUGGUUCAAAAUUUAAACCUACAAUUGCUAAAAUAUUCAAGUAUAAAGAUCUCUUCUUUUUCAAGUGUAAUCCAAGCCAACAUGUAUUUUGUUUUUAAGUAAGUUGAUUAGUUUUAAUGUGGCAAUUUUUAUAUGUGAAGAGGAAAAUUUUUAUACCUCUCAACUAACAAGUUCUGUGAACACUUCCUUUCAAAUUUUACUUUAAUAAUUAAAACCCUCUUCUACUUAAUCAUAAUUUUAUGUAGCUAUGUCUAGGACGCGUACAAAAUUUUGUUAUUAAAUAAAAUUAAAAAGAUAUUUAAAGAAAUUUGAGUACAAGAAGGUCAAAAUAGAUAUAUUUAGUGUUAUGAGGACAAAAUAGGGAUAUUUACUACAAAAUCUACCCUGUGACCUAACAUCUAACAACUCAAUAGUGUAAUUGUUAAAGUAAGCAUCACUGAGACAAAUGUAGAAAGACUGACGUUAUUGCUUUUGAAGUUACAUUUUUUAGUAAUUGGUUAGUUGAAUUAUUGGUGAUGGAUUUGCAUUAUGCAUUAAUAUUGUUUAUUUAAAUUUAAAUGG
Messenger RNA from Homalodisca vitripennis (glassy-winged sharpshooter), 4290 nucleotides. RefSeq names its product diphosphomevalonate decarboxylase (gene Mvd). Bases 220 to 1377 code for a protein of 385 amino acids. Gene Ontology annotation, molecular function: ATP binding; diphosphomevalonate decarboxylase activity. Gene Ontology annotation, biological process: isoprenoid biosynthetic process; isopentenyl diphosphate biosynthetic process, mevalonate pathway. Lineage: Eukaryota; Metazoa; Arthropoda; Insecta; Hemiptera; Cicadellidae. The transcript is spliced from 10 exons. The record is from RefSeq and is a predicted model, not a curated record. Gene Ontology annotation, cellular component: cytosol.